Molecule: messenger RNA, 2148 nt
Organism: Aspergillus ochraceoroseus IBT 24754
Lineage: Eukaryota; Fungi; Ascomycota; Eurotiomycetes; Eurotiales; Aspergillaceae
Product: putative copper amine oxidase
Exons: 4
Coding region: 65-2083 (672 amino acids)
Biological process (GO): amine metabolic process
Molecular function (GO): copper ion binding; quinone binding; primary methylamine oxidase activity
Source: RefSeq, a predicted model, not a curated record
CCUCGAUCUCAAGCCAAUUCUUCUCUCUCCCAUUGUGUCUCCUUCCUCGAACUCGUCUCUCAUCAUGGUGCCCCAUCCCCUGGCCAUUCUCUCCGAGGAGGAGAUUAACCUUGCGCGCGAUCUCGUCCUCGCAGAGCACCCCAAGACCGUCGUCGACUUCCGUGAGAUCUUUCUCCAGGAGCCUCCCAAAGCUCAGCUUCUUGAGUUCCUUGCGCUUGAGCACUCUGGUUGUCUGAGUCCAACUACUCCACGCCCUCCUCGCCUUGCUCUGUGCCAGUACGAUGUCAUUGGCGCCGACCGAGUUCCCUCGUACCAAGAGUCCGUUGUAGAUCUAGUGGCCAAGAAGCGUGUGAAGCAUCAGGUGAUUGGCAAGGAGCAUCAUGCUGCCUUGAGUCUGAGCGAGUUUGAUACCCUCGUCGAGCGUUGCUUCGCUUCUCCGCUUUUUCAGGCCGCUCUCGCCGAGUUUGACUUGCCAGAAGGAUUUGAAGUCGUCAUUGAGCCAUGGCCAUAUGGCGGUUUAGACUAUAGCGAUUCCAACAAGCGGUACUUCCAGGGUCUUUGCUUUGCGCAGGACGCAAGCAAAAAACACCCCGAUGCUAACUUUUACUCCUACCCCCUGCCGCUGAUUCCUGUCAUGGAUGCUCAUACCCAGGAGAUUAUCCGAGUGGACCGCCCAGCUACUGGAGGUAAAGGUGAUGGUUUGCGCGAGCAGACAUUCAAGCGCGACAUUAUUGGACACUGCAAGGCGUCCGACUACAUCCCUGAGCUGCUCCCAGCAGGCUCUCGCAAGGACCUGAAGCCGCUUAAUGUUGUCCAGCCGGAGGGACCAUCCUUUCGUAUCACAAAUGAGUCACUUGUUGAGUGGCAGAAAUGGCGGUUUCGUGUUGCCUUCAACCCCCGCGAAGGUGCCACUAUUCACGACGUGUGGUAUGAUGGCCGCAGUGUCAUGCACCGUCUUGGUAUCAGUGAGAUGACUGUCCCAUACGCUGACCCCCGUCCUCCCUUCCACCGCAAGCAGGCCUUUGACUUUGGAGAUGGUGGUGGCGGAAACAUGGCGAACAAUCUAUCGAUUGGCUGUGACUGCCUUGGAGUUAUCAAGUAUUUCGAUGCGAUUCUCACUGGGCCUGACGGCACUGCACGGAAGCUUCCCAAUGCUAUUUGUUUGCACGAACAAGAUGGUGGCAUUGGCUGGAAGCACUCCAACUGGAGAACAGGUCGUGCAGUCGUCACUCGCAACCGCGAAUUGGUUGUGCAAUUCAUUAUCACUCUGGCAAACUAUGAGUACAUCUUUGCCUACAAGUUCGACCAAUCUGGCGGUAUCACCGUUGAGUCCCGUGCAACAGGCAUUUUGAAUGUGGUCAACAUCGACGCUGGAAAGGUCAGCGAAUAUGGUAAUGUGGUCAGCGGUGGUGUGUUGGCUCAGAACCACCAGCAUAUCUUCUGUGUUCGCAUGGACCCUGCCAUUGAUGGACCGACCAACUCGGUCCAGAUCGAAGAGUCACACCCUGUUCCCAUGAAUGAGGCCACCAACCCCCACGGUAACUUCUACCAAGUUACCUCUGAGACCAUUGAGCGCGCAUGCUACUUUGACGCUGCCCCUGAAUUGAACCGGACGGUCAAGAUGAUCAACCCUCACAAGAUCAACCCCAUCAGCAAGAAGCCCGUGGCGUACAAGUUCAUUCCCCUGGCGACGCAACGACUGUUGGCUGACCCCAAAUCGAUUCAGGCUCAGCGUGCCCAAUUUGCUCAGCACCAUGUCUGGGUGACCCAGCACCGUGAUGGUGAGCUGUACGCUGGCGGACGCUACACUCUUCAGAGCCAGAAGGAAGUGGACGGUGUAUCUGAUGCCGUCAAGCGUGGUGACUCGGUGAAUGAUACUGAUGUAGUUGUCUGGAGUACUUUCGGUAUCACCCAUAAUCCUCGUGUGGAGGAUUGGCCUGUGAUGCCCGUGGAAAUCUUCCAGCUUAUGAUCAAGCCCGCUGACUUUUUCACCGCGAACCCAUCCCUGGACGUGCCCUCGGGUAAGGACGCAGCCUCGAGGGUAGUGAGUGGUUCGGAAUGCUGCCGCAACGCACAUAUCUAAGUGUAGAGUAUGUGUCGGAGGGGGGAACGAGAGUUGAAGUAUGACUAACGACCCGAUUUGCUGUA